Messenger RNA from Mercenaria mercenaria, 1807 nucleotides. RefSeq names its product rRNA methyltransferase 3, mitochondrial-like. The record is from RefSeq and is a predicted model, not a curated record. Gene Ontology annotation, molecular function: RNA binding; RNA methyltransferase activity. The transcript is spliced from 4 exons. Lineage: Eukaryota; Metazoa; Mollusca; Bivalvia; Venerida; Veneridae. Gene Ontology annotation, biological process: RNA processing. The coding region runs from base 11 to 1540 and encodes 509 amino acids.
UUGUGUUAACAUGGUAUCACCCAAAAUGGCUGCGCCCAUGAAAACAUGUUUGUUAAAUUUGCGAAAAUGCUGUUUUUCUUGGACUGCGACACGAUAUUAUUCUAGGAGAAUGAAGCGCAGUGUACAGGAAGUUAUGUCACCUGAAGAAGAUGUCCAGAAACUGAAAAACACUGUGGCAGAUCCAAGGAAAAAUCCUUAUCUACCAUUUGAUCCGAGGGAUCCAGUACAAAAAAGUUUGAUUUUUGCUGCAACACGUUCUAAAGAAAAUGUUUCCAGUUACAGAAACAAAGAAAAUGUUUCCGAUAACAGAAACAAGGAUAACAAGAAAAGAGAACCUCAACACGUUUCUGACAGAAGUAAUAGCAAAUCACUUUCUAGUUCACCAAAGCCGUCCAAAGUUCGAAAAAAUGAGAAAUUUCAAAAUACAGUUAAUUUUGAGAAACUGGAAGAAACUGAUAGAAGAUUCGGACGGCAUAUAAUGAGAGCAAGAGCGGCCAAAGAUCGUGAGGAGCACAGGGAGAUUGUUUUAGAGGGAAAAAACCUGAUUCAUGAUGCAUUGUUAGCUGGAGCAAAACUGAAGGUAUUGUACUUCACACGACUGGAGACAGUGGAGGAGUUACCUGCUGAGUCGCUAGAAGGUGCACAGAUAUACAAGGUCCAGUACAAACAUCUAAAAUUGUGGUCAGAUGUGGAGACACCACAAGGUCUUUUAGGGAUAUUUGAGAUGCCACCUGUCAAUGAAGCUCUAAGACCAGCAGCGAAUCCCAUACCUCUGACUGUGAUCUGUGAUUCCGUUCGAGAUGGUGGUAACCUUGGCACAUUGAUACGUACCGCAGCUGCUGUGGGUUGUCACAGGAUUAUUGCAAUGAAAGGAUGUGUUGACAUAUGGAAUGGUAAGGUAUUGAGAUCUGCAGCAGGAAGUCAUUACAGGGUACCAAUCCUCAGCAACAUAACCUGGCCCCAGGUACCAGCUCUGUUACCCCCAGGAGACAGUAUCAAAGUGUUCCUUGCUGAUAGUAAACAGGUAACAGAGGAAGAGAGAGAGUCUGGACCACUGGAGGCAGAAACACUAGCAGCUGUUGAACAGAUUGAAAAGUUUCAUGAUAAAGAGAGUGACAUUGAAGAUGAAACAUCGGAUAUAGAAAACUCAGCAGAAUUUGAUGAGGACAAUGAUGCUGGAAAUGAAGUUAUUAGUGAACAAGAAAUAAAUGAAAUGCUGACAAAAGAAGUUGAAAAAGAUUUAUCUUACAAAAAUUUCAAAGUUCUCAGUGCUUACAGGAAGGCACCAUUAGGCAAUGAUUUAUAUGAUAUGGUUGAUUAUACUGACAAACAUGCAGUGUUAGUGAUCAGUGGGGAGACUUCAGGUGUGUCGCUACCUGCAAGGAAGUUGGCGUACGAUCAUUAUGGGGGAUGUGUCACUAUACCUAUGACAGGUGAAGUAGAAAGUCUGAACUGUGCUGUAGCAGGAAGUAUCAUCAUGUAUGAGGUUGCUAAGCAAUACAGGAAUAGCAGGAUUCAAACAGAUAAAGAAGAAGAAUAGAGAUUCCAAUAAUUACAAACUUGAAUGAAAAUUGACAGAAGACACAUUACUUUGUAUCCAUCUUCAUUUGAAAUUGUUGGAAAAACAACUGCUCCUUAAUUAUUAAUUAAAGCAGCAGUAUUCCUGAUUUAUAUUAAAUUUUGAAAAAUUUAGAAAAAGUACUCUUUAGUUAUUGCAAUCAAAAGAAAAUAUAAAGUAAUUCCGUGCAUUUUAUGAAUUUUUUAUCAACAAAACACUCUUUUAAUCACUGAAAUAUAUAUGAAAAAG